This is a messenger RNA of Brassica napus (rape), 1779 nucleotides long. RefSeq names its product BTB/POZ and MATH domain-containing protein 3. The record is from RefSeq and is a predicted model, not a curated record. The transcript has 4 exons. Gene Ontology annotation, biological process: protein ubiquitination. Gene Ontology annotation, molecular function: protein binding. Bases 223 to 1491 code for a protein of 422 amino acids. Lineage: Eukaryota; Viridiplantae; Streptophyta; Magnoliopsida; Brassicales; Brassicaceae.
UGGUUAGCAGCUUUGGUUAGAUCGGCGACGACCUUCAGUCGGUGAAGAUGGUGGAGGAUUGUAUCAGCAUGUGUCCCUUUUUCCACGUUUAUUUUAACACGUUUCAUAGUAGGCCUGAGCAUUUUAACAUGGACCCGAAGAUCCGAACCGGAACCGACUCAAAAAUACCCGAUCCGGAACCGGACCCCAUGGUCUGUAUAUUAGGUUAUCAAUCUCCAAUCCAUGGAGUUCGUUCACCCACCCACCAAUUUCGAAAUCGGUAAAACUACUCAUAACGCGACGGCGAUCAUGAGCACUGUGGUUGCAGGUCACCCAAAUUCAGAUUCCACCUCUACAACGGUUAUGGAGACGGUGAACGGUUCGCACCAGUUCACGAUCAAGGGCUACUCUCUAGCCAAAGGCAUGGGCCCAGGGAGAUACAUACAGAGCGACGUCUUCUCAAUCGCCGGAUACGAUUGGGCGAUCUACUUCUACCCGGACGGGAAGAACCCUGAGGACAACUCGGCGUACGUCUCUCUCUUCAUCGCUUUAGCGAGUGAUUCUAGCGACAUUAGGGCUUUGUUCGAGCUCACGUUGGUGGAUCAGAGUGGUAAAGGGAGGCACAAGGUGCAUAGUCACUUUGAUCGGACGCUUGAAGGUGGUCCUUAUACGCUUAAGUGUAAAGGAAGCAUGUGGGGUUACAAACGCUUUUUAAGAAGAACAGCUUUAGAAGCCUCUGACUACUUGAAGGAUGAUUCUCUUGUCAUCAAUUGUACAGUUGGUGUUGUCAGAGCUAGGCUUGAGGGUCCGAAACAGUUUGGCAUUGUGCUGCCCUCGUCUGAUAUGGGUCAGGGAUUGAAAGACUUGCUAGAUUCUGAAGUUGGCUGCGACAUAGCUUUCCAAGUCGGAGAUGAGACUUACAAAGCUCACAAACUCAUCCUCGCAGCACGCUCGCCGGUUUUUAGAGCUCAGUUCUAUGGACCAAUUGGGAAUAACAACGUGGAGAGGAUAGUGAUAGAGGACAUCGAGCCAUCUAUCUUUAAGGCUAUGCUUAGCUUCAUCUACACCGAUGUACUCCCUGAUGUGCACGAGAUUACGGGGUCAGCUUCUGCGAGUUUAAUCACGAACAUGAUACAGCAUCUCUUGGCGGCUGCUGACCUCUAUGACCUUGGAAGGUUAAAGGUGUUAUGUGAAGUUUUUCUGUGUGAGAAACUAAAUGUUGAUAAUGUGGCAACAACACUUGCACUGUCUGAACAGUACCAACUGUCAGAGCUCAAAGCCUUCUGCUUAAAAUUUGUUACAUCUCCAGGAAACUUGCGAGCUGUAAUGAAGUCUGAAGGGUUCAAGCACUUGAGCCAGAGCUGUCCCUCUAUGUUGUCUGAGCUGCUGAGCACGGUUGCAGCAGGGGAUAAGAUCUUGACGAGUGAACAAGCUAGCAAGAAAAGAAGUCUGUGUAGUAGUGUGUUAGCCUAUGAUACAAAUGCUGCGAGGCAACUGAGGAGGAGGACAUAGGGGUCCGAUCCAAAUGCAAUGGAACUUUGCGCAGGUCAGCUUACUUUUACUGAUCUGGAAGCAAAGCAGACACCGAAUCUGGUUUUGCUAGAGUUUUAUUGCAAUGGAAUAAUUUGUUCCUAGUAUGUCAACUGUAGUAUAAAGUGUUUAGGCAAAAGACCUCUCUUUUUCUUUGUCCUUCUUUAAGUUCUCUUCAGUUUUUGAACUUGGCUUUGUGUGAUUAUUAGAAGCAUAUGCUAUGCACUCUUAAUUAACAGUCUUAUGAAAGGGAGAAAUGUUUAACUGUUA